Messenger RNA from Seriola dumerili (greater amberjack), 1116 nucleotides. RefSeq names its product neuropeptide Y receptor Y2 (gene npy2r). The transcript has a single exon. Gene Ontology annotation, biological process: G protein-coupled receptor signaling pathway. Gene Ontology annotation, molecular function: neuropeptide Y receptor activity. The record is from RefSeq and is a predicted model, not a curated record. Gene Ontology annotation, cellular component: membrane. NCBI's taxonomy places the organism in Eukaryota, Metazoa, Chordata, Actinopteri, Carangiformes, Carangidae. The coding region runs from base 1 to 1116 and encodes 371 amino acids.
AUGGAUACAGCAGAUCAACUCAACAUGACUCAAGCGGAAGAGUCACAACUUGUUGUUAAAUCUUCCAACUGCUGCUCGACUACAGGCACAAUAAGUGAUGAGAACUUUUUAAAGCUGGACGACAGCACAAAGCUGGUUGGAGUUCAAGUGAUUCUCAUCCUUGCUUACAGCACAAUCAUAUUGUUCGGAGUCAUUGGAAACUCCUUGGUGAUAUACGUCGUCUUCAAGUUUAAAAAUCUACGGACUGUGACCAACUUCUUUAUUGUGAACUUAGCUGUGGCAGACUUGCUGGUGAACACGCUGUGUUUGCCUUUCACCCUCAUCUACACUCUCUAUGGUGAGUGGAAGUUUGGUCAGGUGCUGUGCUUCAUGCUGCCCUGCGCUCAAGGCAUGGCCGUGCACGUGUCCACCAUCACCUUGAACAUCAUCGCCCUGGACCGCCACAGGAGCAUCAUCUACCACACAGAGACCAAGAUGUCCAAAGACAUGUGCGCUGUGGUCAUUGUCAUCACGUGGGCCGUCAGCGCCCUGUUGGCCAGCCCGCUCGCCAUCUUCAGGGAGUACGGGACAUUUGAUCUUUCGCCGGAUGAAUCUAUUCAGGUGUGUACAGAGAAGUGGCCGGGAAGCAGCAUGAACGGAAGCAUCUACAGUAUAUCGAUGCUUCUGGUUCAAUAUGGCUUACCCCUGGCUAUUAACUCUGUUGCUUACAUCCGCAUCUGGAAUAAACUGAAGAAUCACAUGACUCACGGAGGUCGAAAUGACCGCCAUCAGCGCAGGAAGAAGACCACUAAGAUGCUGCUGACCAUGGUGGUGGUCUUUGCUGUCAGCUGGCUGCCUUUCCAUGCGUUCCAGUUGGCUGUUGACAUCGACAGCACCGUGCUUUAUAUGAAGGACUUCAAGCUGCUUUUCACUGUGUUCCACAUUGUGGCAAUGUGCUCGACGUUUGUCAAUCCCAUCCUGUACGGGUGGAUGAACAACAACUACAGGUCGGCCUUCUUGUCUGUGUGUAAGUGUAAUAGGCCGUUCAGUUUGAGGUCAAGAUGCUCCAAAGGCAGAGACACACUAAAAAGUGAAGAAGGGAAGGUCUGCACAGACUGCAAAUCAACAAAGGUGUAA